AAGGUUGGCAAAACUUUUUGGAGGCUCUGCUUGAAUACACGUGAUUUUCCUGACUGACAGGAAAUCAAAAUAAACAAUAACAGGGAGAUUACAAUUUAUGACUCAUCAAAACUCAAACGCGGAAAGGGUAUAUUAUUAUUUCUAAACGAGGAAAGCUGUUGCACAACGCGACAAGGCGCCCCAGUUGUGCAGAGCCCAUCAAGUCUGGGACAAGAACCGAGAACGGAUUAAUUAGUGGUUAAUUCGGUGCGUUUAAUCUACGCUAACGAUGGCCAGCACCUACACGGAGGCGGCUCUGUUCGUGGACGACGCCGAGGAGGUGGUCGAGGCGGAGUCGCAGCCCCAAAAUAGCCCCGCGGCGACGCAAGCGCCUCUGCUCCUUAACCCCAAGGACCCUUGCAGUUUUUGUUCUGAAGAAGACUUUAUUGUUUUUUCCGAGUUUUCUGAAGUGGUCGGCCCCUAUCCCUUGCUCACCGUUCCGCCACACAUUCAUGACGAAACUGAGAUUGACAUGAACAAUUUCAUCCUCAAAAUAAUGUCCGUCGACUAUCAAGCGAAUCCAAGUGGCCAGUUUAUUUUGGCAGAGGACGCGCAAGUGCUGCACACGCUGGUGAUUCCAGGCGUCCACGCCUACGUCCAUUAUUUCACUCUACACGACCUGCAUGCCAGAGGAUUCGUUAGACCGAUGUGCCUUGCCUUUGUUACCAGGGACAAAAACAAACUCGAGAAAUCGUUUCUUCAGCUCAGAGAAAGUUUCCUAAGGGUGACCGAGUAUAUUAAGUUGGACAACAGGCAGGGUUUCUUAGAAGACAUUAAGCACGCUUUGCAAUGCUUGCGGUCGACCCAAGAACAGUACUUUAAACUGAGAAAAUUGGAGGAUGAGCACCAAGCUCUCACCGAUGAAUCUAAGGAGUUUCUGAACUCCAUUGAUAUUGAACAGCUAGUCAAUCAAUAUGCUGAGCUCAAAAAUUUAUUCCACACUGUCGAACCGUCCCUGGCCAAAGAGGCUGAAUUAGAGGAACUAAAAGACUGGUCCUGCCUGAUCAAAAACUCAAAUCUGCCUGAAGUAAAACGCAUCAUACAAAAUGUAGAAGGCCACACACCAAGAUUGAUGAACAUGAGCGGCUCGAGGAAGUCGCGCUACAUCCGUCCUGUCGUCUCCAUCAGUCCGUGGGGCUUUUCAGCCGCCAUGUGGAAACUGAUGGAUCUCCAGAAGUAUUUCGCCAAGUGCUCUCUCAGCGUCGAUCUGAACCUGGUCCAAACCAGCUAUCACCAAGCUUUCCCUGGACAAGGGUUGUAUUUCAGAGAAAUGACGCACGCCCUUGAAAACGCCGAUUUUCUAAGAAUUUUGAACAACCUCACAGACCCCAAGGAGUGGAAAAGGGAGAAUAGCUUGAUCAUGGACAAUCUGAAAGAUUACAGCAGCAGUGAAAGCAACUGCAGCUUCCACUCAGCAAAGCCUUCCUUGCAAAGUUCCUCAACAGACAGUUUUGGUGAUCUGGAAAAACCUUUAUCUGAUUGGGCGUUAAAUGAAAACGUAGGAAAUACCUGGUCAGAUUGUUUGUGGAGUGAAAUCUCUCUUCACGGAAAACCAGGCCACCGUAUAUUGGAAUUCUUUUCUGAAUAUUCAUCUGCUGCUCGUCACUUGAUAUAUUCAAUUCUGAUUGGGAGAACUGUCGUAUUAGCAGGACCAAAGAACUUACGAGAAAAAGCUGUUGAUAUGAUUUCAGCUUUAACUCCUUUAAUUCCUAAUAGAGAUCCAAAGAGUGUGCUCGAAUGGCACCAAGGGAUUUUGGUCUCAUUUCAUCUGGACCAUUAUAAACUAGUAGGGCUCUGCGUGCCAGAGAGAUUGACAGUCCAUGAACUGAUCAACAGUUUAGACAAAAACAGAGUGACAAUUUUGGAUCUGAUAUCAAAGCAGCUGCUGGGACCAGCCUACUCUGGUUCACUGCUGAGCACCCUCUCACCGAGCGCCGUUGCCCUCCACAAAAGCGACCAGAGUCUGAUUUUAAUGCUUCACGCCGUGCUGUGCGAAAUCGACCAGAAAGUGUCUCUCUGCAGACUAGCUGGUCAGCACUGCCUCUCAGAUUUGGGCCUGCAUGGCUGUGACGCCAGUAUUGUCAAGUAUUUAGCCCAACUGAGCAAGAACAACGAAACUACGCUGUGAUUUAACUCCAAACACUUUUCUAAUUAAUUUAUAGAUAUUUAUAUGCGUGUGUAACAAAGACAUGGCUUUUACGAACAAAUUUCAAGUGUACCUAAAAUAAAUAAAGAUGUAUAUCAACUCGAGGAUCAAA
Molecule: messenger RNA, 2297 nt
Organism: Cloeon dipterum
Lineage: Eukaryota; Metazoa; Arthropoda; Insecta; Ephemeroptera; Baetidae
Gene: MESR6
Product: misexpression suppressor of ras 6
Exons: 11
Coding region: 269-2167 (632 amino acids)
Cellular component (GO): guanyl-nucleotide exchange factor complex
Molecular function (GO): GTPase activator activity
Source: RefSeq, a predicted model, not a curated record